This is a messenger RNA of Hibiscus syriacus, 513 nucleotides long. RefSeq lists its product as uncharacterized. Lineage: Eukaryota; Viridiplantae; Streptophyta; Magnoliopsida; Malvales; Malvaceae. The coding region runs from base 1 to 513 and encodes 170 amino acids. The transcript has a single exon. The record is from RefSeq and is a predicted model, not a curated record. Gene Ontology annotation, molecular function: enzyme inhibitor activity.
AUGGUGCUUGUCCUACUCUUCCACUGCAUCAUUCUCUUCAACCCUGUCACUUGCAUAAGUCCACAGCCGUUAGUUUCUGCUCCAAAUACUAUCGCAGCCCUAGUUCCGACGCCUAUACCACAGUCGUCGACGGUGGCUUCAAAUCCUCAGAUCAGAACCAUAUGUGCAAAAACUUUCUACCCCCGUCUUUGUUUAAGGUUUAUCGUACCAUUCUUCAGUGGAAAAACAGACCCACAAUCCGUAGUUGUAAUGCUGAUAAGAUCCAUGACUGAGCGGACCAAAAGAGCGAUUAAAAUUGCAACAAAAAUGGCUGCUGACCCUGUAUACUCCGAUGAUCCGAUGUUAAUGUCGGGAUUUAACGGCUGCCGUGAACAGUACGAUGAUGCUUUGGUUGCUUUGAAAGAAGACAUGGAUGCGGUUCUGGUUGGUGAAAUAGAGACCGUCGAAACAUGGUUUCUCAGGCCCAUUACUAUUAUGAAAUAUGUGAUAAUGUUUUACGAGGAACCCGGAUAA